This is a messenger RNA of Cotesia congregata, 5499 nucleotides long. The record is from the annotation of a GenBank genome assembly. NCBI's taxonomy places the organism in Eukaryota, Metazoa, Arthropoda, Insecta, Hymenoptera, Braconidae.
AUGGGCUCUUGUGGGGUGUAUUUUUCUCAACUCCGAGCUAUGCUCAGGAGGAAUUUACUGCUCAAGAAACGGGAAAAACGAAAGACUAUUGCCGAAGUAUUUUUACCAUUGUACAUCUUGGGUAAUCUAAUAGUACUGAAAGUGUUGAUACCAAAUCCAAAUUAUCCAGCAAUGCCUGCACAACGGCAAGACGGCAAUAUAUUUGAGUUUUUAAAUGGCUAUAAGAACAAUACCAUUGCCGUUGUUCCAAAUUCCACUGAAACUCUUAAUUUUCUGACUGCGAUGAACAACUUGUGGUUAUCAAUGUGGGAGUACCCGGGUAAGCUGCCGUUAAAUUUCAUGGUAUUUGAAACGACUGGCGAUUUGCAGGCGGCCUAUUGGCGUGAACCCCACAGCGUACCUCUGGCUGUUAUCUUUGAGGAUCCACAGCCGAUAACCCACAGUCUCUUAUAUGAAAUUAGAACAAAUCCGUCAUUUUACGCAACUCCGUCGCCAAAAGAAUUUUAUUCUUCAGCAGUGACCUGUCGUAAAGAUACAAGCCACUGGGUAGGUGGUUUACUGUCAAUAGAAACAGGAGGAUCAUGUCCAAUAAAUAAUUAUUUUCAUUCGGGUUUUAUGGCUCUUCAAAUGCUGAUGGACAUUACUAAAAUCAGAAUAGAUACCGGUAAUACAGAAAUUACAUUACCUGAUAUUAAAUUUAAAAUGUUUCCAAAGGAAGCAUAUACAGCCCAUUGGAUGUUAGCCUUCAGAGUUGUGAUACCAUUGUACAUGAUACUAGCCCUCUCUCAAUUUAUAACAUAUCUUCUUAUUUUAAUAGUCGGAGAAAAGGAGAAAAAAAUAAAAGAGGGAAUGAAGAUAAUGGGUCUAAAGGAUUCAAUAUUUUGGAUGUCAUGGUUUUUAAUAUAUGCAAUAUUUGUAUUAAUAUUAUCAGCUGUUGCUGUAAUAUUGAUAUUUACACUCCAAAUGUUUCAACAUACCCACUUUUUACCAAUAUUUUUACUAGUUGUACUCUACAGUUUUUCUGUUAUUAUGUUUUCAUUUAUGAUUACACCAUUUUUUGAUCAAUCACGAACAGCCGGAGUUUUGGGUAAUUUUGCAGUAACAAUGUUAAGUUUCAUGUACUUUAUUCAAGUAUUUGUUGAUGAUCCAACAUCAAUAUCAUUUUGGGUAGUAUCUUUAUUGAGUCCUGCGUGUGCUGCACUUGCAAUGGAUAAAGCAUUGGUAUUUGAUUUAAAAGGAGAGGGUGUUAAUUUUGAUAAUUUAUGGGCAGGACCUGGUAUACCAUUUGGAGGAAGUCUUAUUAUGAUUACUUUGGAUAUUGUUCUUUAUGGUUUACUUGCUUACUAUCUUGAUUCGGUUAUUCCCAGUGAAUAUGGAACUAAAAGACCGGCUUGGUUUUGCUUUACACCGGGAUUUUGGUGUAAAAAAAAAGUUCAACGGAUAGCAUCGUCUAACGGUGAAUCAAAUUCAUUUAUACCAGAAGAAGAAGCCAGCCGAGACGUCGAGCCAGUUGUCCGUGAGAUGAAAGGCCGUGAGGCAAUACGUAUUGUUGAUUUGUAUAAAUCUUAUCAAAAGUGCCGUAAACCAGAAAUUAAAGCCGUUAACGGUAUUAAUUUAACAAUAUAUGAAGGACAAAUUACAGCAAUACUUGGUCACAAUGGAGCUGGUAAAACAACUUUAUUUAAUAUUCUUACGGGUUUAACUGCUCCCACUGCCGGUACAGCAUUGAUAUUUGGAUAUGAUGUUAGAGAUUCAAAUGACAUGCAAAUUAUAAGAAGUAUGACUGGAGUUUGUCCUCAACAUGAUAUAUUAUUUGAUCUAUUAACUCCACGUGAACAUUUAGAAUUUUUUGCUGCUGUUCGUGGUAUUCCAAAUUCAAUGAUUGAACUUGAAGUUAAAAAAACACUUAAAGAUAUUGAUUUAACAGAAAAAGCCGAUACUUUUGCUAAAUAUUUAAGUGGAGGACAAAAAAGAAAAUUAUCUGUUGGAAUAGCUAUUAUAGGUGAUCCUAAAAUAAUUAUUUUGGAUGAACCAACAGCCGGUGUUGAUCCUUAUUCACGUCGACAAAUGUGGUCAUUUCUUCAAUCACGUCGUCACGGUAAAGUUAUUCUACUUACUACCCAUUUUAUGGAUGAAGCUGAUAUUUUAGCUGAUCGUAAAGCUGUUAUCAGUAAAGGUAAAUUACGUUGCUGUGGUAGCUCUCUAUUUUUAAAAAAUAAAUUUGGAAUUGGUUAUCAUUUAACCCUAGUAUUGGAAGGUAAUAAUCGUGUUAAUGCUAUAACACGUCUUGUAACUAGUCAUGUUGCUAAAGCUGAAAAAGCUCGUCGACAUGGCCGUGAAUUAAGUUUUAUACUUCCUCAUAAUUCUGUUGAAAAUUUUGCACCACUGUUUACGGCUAUUGAAAAUGAAAUAAAAACAAGAACUGGUAGAUUAGGUAUAAGCAGUUAUGGUGUAUCAAUGACUACUCUGGAGGAGGUAUUUUUGCAUCUUGAAAAAGACGAAGAGACCGAAUGUACGAUGGACAAUCUUUCUAAAAAGAUGGUGCGUAAUCGUGCACUCAGUCGAUCCCUGUCACUUCAAUCCAAGAGUACAUCUUACCAGAGUUUACAAAAUGAGGGAGCUACUGUGCAAGGUGAUGGUCAAGUUAAAAGUACAAAUGAAUUGCCUGAUGGUGUUGUUCAUCAUCAUUCACAUCAUCACCAUCAUCAUCAGUCCCAGCAGCAACACAAUACCGAUAAAACAAAUCAACCAGCAGCACUGGGUCUUGGUUUAGAUCCUGUUAAAAUACGGGCUAAUUUUUUUCAAACUCUCUAUGCAAUGUUGAGAUUACGGGUACUCAGAUUAACUCGAAAUCUUCAAUUACUUUAUUUUACAAUUGUUGCUCCAUUAGCACUAGUUGUAUUGGGAUUAUAUAUAAACAGUAUACAAAUAGUCAGUAUUAAAAUGGAUUCACUAGAAUUAAAUACAAGCACUUACAAACAAUUUACCAAAAUACUGUACACAAAUCAUACGGAUCGAGAUUUAUCACCACUGAUAAAUCAAAUGAGACAUGAUGUACCUUUUUUAGAUGAGUACGAUGGUAAUUUAACAGAUUUGUUGGCUAUUGCACCGCAUAUGGCUGUUGUCAAUAUCAAUGACUUUAACAGACGUCAAAUAAAUCUUACGCUUACUUACAAUGACACUAUGCAACAUUCAAUACCUAUUUUUAUGAAUAUUUUAUCCAAUUCAUACUACAGAUAUCUAUCUGGUAAAGACAAUCCAACGCCAAUAAAAAUCAAAACUCAUCCAUUCCAACAGACAUCUCAGCCUCAAGAGUUCAAUAUAGGUAUUGCAAGCUCAACUUUAUUCAUUGGAAUGAGUUUAGUUUUGGUACCAAUAACUCUGGUAGUCGAUAUGGUAUAUGACCGUGAGAUAAAAACAAAAAAUCAGCUAAGAGUUAAUGGCUUAUCGUUCUUUAUGUACUUUUUGAGCUACUUUAUUGUACUAAUAGCUCUGAUGAUAGUAAUUUGUCUGUGUAUACUUGGAAUAAUAUUUAUAUUUAAUGUACCAUCGCUUCAAGAAAUUCCAGCUCUGGUGACUCUCGGUAGUCUGAUAUUUCUUUACUGUCCAUCAUCUAUAUUAUUUUCUACCUGUUUGAGUUAUAUAUUUGAUAAAAUGGACUCGGCUCAAAGUUUUCUACCAAAUAUUGUUACAUUUUUUGGAUUAAUUCCAUUUAUUUUAGUAAUGGUAUUGGAUAUGUUGGACGUUGGUGGAACAGCAGCAUUUGCACUUCAUGUUGUAUUUUCUCUAUUAAAUGCAACAUAUUUACCUUAUGCAUCAGUAUAUUAUUUGGAUCGUGUACACUUGAUGUGCUCAAUAAAUGCAGCCUGUCAUCAUUUAACAAUGUUUGAUUAUUUAACUACUGAAAUAAUAGUAAUGGCUGUAGGGGCUCUUUUACAUAUUCCUGUUUGGUUUUUUGUAUUAAUGGUUCUUGAUAUUAAAAAAACGGGUGGUAAAAUGAGCGAUGUAUUUAAAUAUUUUGGACGUAAUGGAGGAGCUAUUGGUGAAGAAAUAAUGGAAAAUACAGAUGUUGGUGAUCAUGAAGAUACUGAUGUUAAAAAUGAACGACAGAGGAUAUUUAAUGUUGUUAAUUCAUCGUCAGUUCAAGAACCACCUGUGGUAUUGGUUCAAAAUUUACGUAAAGAAUACCGUCAACGUGAAGCAACAUCCUGUGGUUGUUGUAAUAAACGUGAAGAGGAAGUACCAAAGCCACCUAAAAAAAUAUCUAUACGUAAUUUGUCAUUUGGAGUUGAGCCGGGUGAAGUAUUUGGACUUUUAGGUCACAAUGGAGCUGGAAAAACUACAACUAUGAAAAUAAUAACUGCUGAAGAGGCUGCUACACGUGGCCGAGUUCAAAUAGCCGGUUUUAAUAUUAAUUCACAAUUGACAGAUGCUUUUCGACAAAUGGGAUACUGCCCUCAACAUGACGCUCAGUGGAAAAAUAUUACUGUCAGAGAGCAUUUAGAGUGUUAUGCAGCUAUGCGCGGUGUACCAUGGAGUGAUAUUGAUAGAAUUGUUGAUUUAUAUCUAUCUGGACUUCAAAUUCACGAUCAUGCGGAUAAACAAACACAAGAAUGUUCAGGUGGUACCAGAAGAAAGUUAAGCUACGCUAUGGCAAUGGUUGGAGCUCCAAAGGUAGUACUUAUGGAUGAACCUAGUACGGGAAUGGAUCCAAGGUCCAAAAGAUUUUUAUGGGAUACUAUUUUAGCUAGUUUUCAGGGUGGUAGAGGUGCUAUAUUAACCACCCACUCGAUGGAAGAAGCCGAUGCACUUUGUUCCCGGGUUGGUAUUAUGGUUAAAGGUGAACUUAGGUGUAUAGGCUCAACUCAACACUUGAAAAAUUUAUACGGUGCGGGUUAUACCUUAGAAAUGAAAUUACUUGGCGGUGAUUGUACACCAACGACGCCCUCGGGUGAUCGUAUCAGCGCGCUUAAAGAAUUUGUCGCCGGUCUAUUUCCUGAUGCAACUCUUGAAGAGAGUUUCGCCGACAGACUGGUUUUUGCAGUGCCUCAGCACGCUGUUCAAUCACUUGCUGAUUGUUUUAUGCAAUUAGAAAAAGCCAAGUUAGAAUUGGACAUUGAGGAGUACAGUUUUAGUCAAACAACUUUAGAACAAGUAUUUUUAAAAUUUUCACACUACGAUGAAAUGAAUAGCACAGAAUGACCAGUCCGAAAAUUAAGUUAAAUUAUUGUUAUCAGUAAUAUUAAUUAAAACAACACUAAUAGAGUUAAAUCCAUUCCAGUUAAAAGAAAUUCAGUCCACGGGUAAGUUUUAAACGUUAAACAAAAAAAGUUGUAGGUCCAAAACUUUCGAGUAAAGUUUCUGAUUAUGAUAAUUAGCAAAAGAAUCGUGAGAGCUAUAACAUACAGUGAGAUUAUGAGAGUAAGGGACCAUGAAGGAAGUGUGUUCUACCCAUUAAUUAAGUAUUUAAUAAAUCCGUUUAAUUUUUAGAUUUACAAA